AUGAUGAGACGACUAAGACACUGGAGAGCGAUUCCCGUCAACUUGGCGUUCUUGGACUGGCACGCCAGCAAGAUGGGGUUGAUAAAGUCCGCAUUCUGGGACAACGACCUCAAGAACGUCUUUUCGUCCUUACCCUGGGAAUUCUUCAAUAUGUCCAAUGACUUGUCGGCAGCAUGGCGGAUAUCUGCGUUCUUCCGCUUGGUCUCCGACACCAGCGCAGAUAAAUCCGCUACAAGCAGUUGA
Ogataea philodendri is the source of this 243-nucleotide messenger RNA. RefSeq lists its product as uncharacterized. The record is from RefSeq and is a predicted model, not a curated record. Bases 1 to 243 code for a protein of 80 amino acids. The transcript has a single exon. Lineage: Eukaryota; Fungi; Ascomycota; Pichiomycetes; Pichiales; Pichiaceae.